CUAACCUCUAAUUUCGACACAACAUUUUCCUACGGUAUUUCGAUUCUCCGUACGACGACAACUGCAUAACAUGGCUCCCAAGAAGAAGACUACCGACAGGCCACAAGAGAACGUUUCUCUCGGUCCUCAAGUGCGAGAGGGCGAGCUCGUCUUUGGCGUUGCUCGUAUCUUCGCCAGUUUCAAUGAUACCUUCGUUCACGUCACCGAUCUUUCCGGCCGUGAGACCAUUGCCCGUGUCACGGGCGGAAUGAAGGUCAAGGCUGACCGCGAUGAGUCUUCUCCAUAUGCUGCCAUGUUGGCCGCGCAGGAUGUCGCUGCUCGCUGCAAGGAACUGGGAAUCACUGCUCUGCACGUUAAGAUUCGGGCUACUGGUGGCAAUGGAACCAAGACUCCGGGCCCUGGCGCUCAGUCCGCUCUCCGCGCUCUUGCUCGUGCUGGUAUGAAGAUUGGCCGUAUCGAAGAUGUUACCCCAACUCCAUCAGAUUCCACGCGCAGGAAGGGUGGUCGCCGUGGUCGUCGUCUCUGAGCAAUUGCGCUUGUCGCUCUGGUAUGCUUGUUGCACGGCUCCAGUCGUCAUUGUUGCCAUAUUUGGCUUGGGCGAGUGACAAUUUCGCAAGGAACGGCCCCAUUUGCCUGGUCCUUAUACUCAUAUGUUGUCACAUGAAGCUCAGUUCAUGACUAGUUGUAGUAAAUGGCAAUUUUAAGCAUCAAGUCAUUCACCUAUUGUCCAAA
Verruconis gallopava is the source of this 732-nucleotide messenger RNA. RefSeq names its product 40S ribosomal protein S14. The transcript is spliced from 4 exons. Gene Ontology annotation, molecular function: small ribosomal subunit rRNA binding; mRNA 5'-UTR binding; structural constituent of ribosome. Gene Ontology annotation, biological process: translation; ribosomal small subunit assembly; maturation of SSU-rRNA from tricistronic rRNA transcript (SSU-rRNA, 5.8S rRNA, LSU-rRNA). The record is from RefSeq and is a predicted model, not a curated record. Gene Ontology annotation, cellular component: cytosolic small ribosomal subunit; ribosome. The coding region runs from base 71 to 526 and encodes 151 amino acids. NCBI's taxonomy places the organism in Eukaryota, Fungi, Ascomycota, Dothideomycetes, Venturiales, Sympoventuriaceae.